AUGGGCUCCUCGCUGUCCCUGGGCCGGGCACUAGCUGUCCCACAGCCGCCGCAGCGCUCGCUCCUGCGGCUGCGGGACCGAGUGCGGACGCUUCUCCGGCUGUGGCUGCGGUGGUGGGUCGCUGCGACGGGUCUAGAGCGACAGGCGGCGCUCGUGCGGCGGAUCGUCCAACACGUGCGGCAGCAGCGGCGCGCGCACCGCACCGUAUGCGCAAAGUACGAUUUCUGGCGCCCACUGAUCGCGACGCUUGUCGAGCUGUGGCUGCAGACGGUGCGGGCCGUUCUGACGCCCGACGUGUUUACGCGCUACCUCUGCGCGACGCUCGUGCUGCACGUGGUCUACGGGCUGCAGACCGUCGCGCGCCAAGUCGUGGGCGACACGUGUCGGCGCUUCACCGCCAACGGCCGCCGGUCGCUGCGGCUCCAGCAGCAGCUGCAGAACGCCACGAGCUUUGCGGAGCGCCAGGCGAUCGCUGGCGCGCUGGACGCACUCGAGGGACGGGACACGUGGCGGGAGGAUCCCGUGUCGCGUCUGUUUCUGUACGAGCGCGUGACGAACAAGACGCUCAUGUACCGGACGCUCCAGCGCGAGCGGGACGUGAUGGGACUUAUGUUUGCUCUCCGGGCGGGACUGUUGAGGAAGCACUGGGGUCUGGGCAACCCGCGCCUGUAUUCGGUCAGCAACGUGGGAACAAAGCAUGUGAUUGAGGAGUACCUGGACGCGAUAGUGCAGUCAAUGAACGUUGUGCUGCGAGCAAAGCCGCGAUCUGACGAGGAGCACGACGACUUGUCAAUUGACAACAAGUUGGCGUUCUUCAGCGAGACACGACAUGCUUUUGGUCGAUCGGCGUUGAUGCUGUCUGGCGGCGGCGCGCAUGGGUUCUAUCAUGCGGGCGUAAUCAAAGCCUUAGUCGAAAACAAUUUACUGCCUACUGUAAUUGCCGGAUCAUCAGCAGGAUCGAUUUUGGCGGGUGCAAUUGGCGUUCGCAAUGAUGAUGAAGUGCUGGACUUUUUGUCCGGAUCGAGUGUGAAUUUGAGCUUCUUGAAAGCCAAUAUUGCCGAGCAGGAUCUGGCGGAUUACACGCCAUCGUUGUUACCUCGCAUCAAGUCGGUGCUUCCUGAUAGUGCAUUUGCGUUUGUGCAGAACGCAUUCGUUCUACUUGGCCGAUUCUUGGAUAAGCGCUUCGUAUUGGAUACAGAGACGCUUCGCAGCUGCUUACGGAGUGCAAUGGGAGACUACACCUUUCGAGAAGCAUACGAUAGGACGGGUCGGAUCAUCAACGUUACAGUGACGCCGCUGAGUACUGAUGAUUAUCCCCAGUUGCUUAAUUAUCUCACGGCCCCAAAUGUCAUUAUUUGGUCGGCAUCCCUAGCGUCUUGUGCGAUUCCAAACGUUUUUCGUCCCGUCGAGCUGUUGGCCAAGGACGAAAAAGGAAAUGUUGUUCCUUACUAUCGCGAGGGAUUGAAGUGGAGUGAUGGAAGUGUCGAGUGCGACCUUCCUAUGGAACGUUUGUCGGAGCUGUUCAAUGUGAACCACUUCAUUGUUAGCCAGGUCAACAUUCAUUACAAGAUCGUUUCAGGUCAUUCGGUGUUUGGGAGUGAACAGACUGGAAGCCUCAUGAGCUUUCUAAAGAAGCAAAUGAAAGCGUACAUAAAAAACAUUGCCGAGUUUGGUCUCAACACAUCCGUGCUCAAGCUCCUCGACAUUGGCUUGGUGCCUUUGCUGACACAAAAGUAUGAAGGGGACAUUACGAUCUGCCCUACCGACAAGAUUUCCGCCAUGACGUUGCUGCGAACAGUGAUGACCAACCCAUCACGUGAGACUUUUCCAGACAUAUUGCUGGCUGGUGAACGGGCGUGUUGGCCAGCAAUUGCACGUAUUAGAAGCAUGUGCCGCGUGGAAUUCGCUUUAGAACGUGCAGUGCGAUACUUGCGUGGCGAGCAAGCGUUAGAAGAUGAAAGGCAGAGCGGGCGGAAAGCUAUUGGCCGUGUACCAUCGUUCUACACCUCACCAAGCUCCAUGAGUUUGUCAAACUUGGACCAGUCACCUCCUGCUCCACAAAGGUUUGCUUCACUACCGUCUACUACAGGAAAGCUGUCUCGACGUCGUAGCUUUGAUGGUGGAGAGCGAGAAGACGCGAUCAGUAGUCCUGGUGUGAGUUCUAUGCGUCGGAAUAGGUCAAUGAAUAUCGCAGGAGCUGUUUUGUCACUUGAUGGAGGUGCCAGUGCUUCUGACUGCAGCCACUUUGAUAUGUAG
Hyaloperonospora brassicae is the source of this 2256-nucleotide messenger RNA. Lineage: Eukaryota; Oomycota; Peronosporomycetes; Peronosporales; Peronosporaceae. The record is from the annotation of a GenBank genome assembly.